AUGUUCCUUGUCAACCAUACAGAAGUAACAGAGUUCAUGCUCUUAGGAUUUAGGAGCCACCAUAUUUUGACCUUGGUUCUAUUUGUUCUGUUCCUUAUGAUCUACAUCUUGACGUUGGUGGAGAACCUGCUGAUUAUUAUAUUGGUGGCAAAUGUUCCAAGUUUGAAAUCUCCCAUGUACGUCUUCCUCACUCAGCUAUCAACAUCUGAUAUCCUGCUCACCACAAAUAUAGUUCCUAAUACUCUCCAUGUCAUAAUUAAUGAAGGAAGCAGAAUAUCUGUUACCGGAUGCAUCACACAGCUUUACAUUCACUGUGUUUUAACUGCUGCUGAAUGUUUUCUUCUCACUGUGAUGUCCUUCGAUAGAUAUUUAGCCAUUUGUCGCCCGUUGCAUUAUACCUCUGUUAUGCAUCUCAGGCUUCAACUCCAACUCAUUAUUUUGUGUUGGCUUUCAGCAUUUCUUAUCAUAUUACCAAUCAUUCUGUUAAUGAACAAUUUAGAGUUUUGUGGUCCUCAUAUAAUUGACCAUUAUUUCUGUGAUCUCGCACCUGUGCUGGAACUGUCGUGUUCGGAUUCUACCAUUGUGGAACUUGUAGAUUUCUCUUUAGGAGUCCAAUUUGUUUUUCUACCUUUUUUCUUUAUCAUUUUCACGUAUAUCUAUAUUUUUAUCACCAUCAUUGGAAUUUCUGGAACCAUCGGCAGACAGAAAGCCUUCUCCACCUGCAGCUCACAUUUGAUAGUGGUGUGUACGUACUAUGGAACUCUAAUAAUGGUCUAUAUAUUUCCUUCUAAUGGACAAACGUCAAAUUAUAAUAAGAUAAUCUCUCUUCUAUAUACAAUGGGAACUUCAUUUGUUAAUCCAAUUAUCUACAGUUUGAAAAAUAAAGAGAUUAUGAAGAAUCUACUGAAAUAUCUUACAAAUAUUCUUCAAAAGAAUUAA
This is a messenger RNA of Spea bombifrons (plains spadefoot toad), 939 nucleotides long. RefSeq names its product olfactory receptor 6P1-like. Gene Ontology annotation, molecular function: G protein-coupled receptor activity; olfactory receptor activity. The transcript has a single exon. The coding region runs from base 1 to 939 and encodes 312 amino acids. Gene Ontology annotation, biological process: G protein-coupled receptor signaling pathway. The record is from RefSeq and is a predicted model, not a curated record. Lineage: Eukaryota; Metazoa; Chordata; Amphibia; Anura; Pelobatidae. Gene Ontology annotation, cellular component: membrane.